UGCUCACAUCCUCUGCUCCAGCACUUCCUCAUUCACAGCAGGAGCUCCUUGCAGCAGCACGUUUGGGUCUCAGCACAUGCAGAGGGAGCACCGGGAGAUUCCACACAGCCUUCCCUCCCUCUCAGGACAAGGAGCCUACAGAGCAAUGCCUCCUGUGGAAGCUGAGCACUCCUGAACAGCCACCAGAGGUGACAGCCCAGGUGCUGGGACAUGUCCACGACUGAGCUCUGGUUCAACAGAGGCAGCAGCUGAAGUGUCUGGUGAAGCUCCUGACAGGGACAGAUUCUCAAGGGCUGGGAGGCACAAAAAUGAAAUGGGAGACUGCUCUCUGGAUGGUUGCCUGCUUACUGCUUGCCUCUCUGCCCAGAGGUCAGCUGGACACCACGUGCCAUGCAUUUGUUGGAGACAAUGUGCUCUUGCCUUGCAGCACCAGCCCUAGAGAGGUGAACCUGUCUGAGUUACUGCUCUACUGGCAGAUUGGCAACGAGGGGGUGCACUACUUUCACUAUGGGAAGGAUUCACUGAAGAAGCAGGACGAAAAAUUCCAGGGCAGAACCAGUCUUUUUCUAGACCAGAUGAAGCAUGGCAACUUUUCCUUAAAGUUGUCCAAUGUCCAGUUAGGGGAUGAUGCUGAAUAUUCCUGCAUCUACAGACUGUCUAAGAGCCACCAAACAAACAAAUCUACAAUUAAACUCCAUGUAUCAGCUCCACCUGUGAUUGAGGAGCCGCCUUCCCCUUCUGAGCAGAAUCAGAUUCCCUCUGGAAGCCCCAUGGAUGGGCCAUGUCUGGCCAUGCUUCCCCUCUCCCUCCUCCUCCUGCUGCCCCUGGAGCUUUGGCACUUGUGACAGGGGAAGCCAGCCUUGAGUUUGGGAAGUUCUCCUCACCAGAGGACCUUUGUGGGCAGGACAGGUCUGUGGGGCCAGUGUGGCACCUGCUGCAAGAAAAAACCACCAAGAGCUGAGAACAGAACCAGCACUGGGUGUUUGCACCCCACAUUCUGGUGUUCCACAAAACCAAGGGCAGCAAAACUCCGAGGUGCAAAGUCUGCUUUUGCAUUUGUUUCUUGGAGCCUGGUUUUAGUGCUGCCAGGAUAUACAAUUUAUUUUGGAUUGGGUGGGUUGGCUUUAAUGACGGGAUAAAAGGCUCACAAAACUCCAGGAUCAGAUUCUAGCUGAUCCUGGUGAGAUCUUUUGCCUCUCAUCUGCUUCAAGACAACUGAAAGGAGGCGUGGGGGUGGCUCCCCUCUGUGUCAGACAAAAACUGGAAGUAGGAAGAUACUCCCAUUUAGUGAAAUGUAAGGAUGGAAACUUCGUGGAACUUGAUUUUGUGGAACUUCAGCUUCUGUUUUCACUCCUAAGCGUCAUGGGCUAUCAGUAAGAGCCCUUUUUUCCACAAGAAAUGUACUAUUUCUUCAGCAGAAGGGAGAAACUGAUUAAGAAAGAGGGUAAAAGUUGAAAAAAUAUCCACAUAGAGGAAGGAAGUGAUGUAUUACUACAACAUCCACUGCUAAAUAAGCAAAAAAAUACAGAAGGCUGAAUUCAGUAUUAGCUUUUCUUUGUCAUGAAAGAUGGCAAAGCUGGAACUGUACGAUGAGAAAUCAUUACUGUGACAAUGUUGCUCCUUUAAAAACAGCACUUUUGGAGGGGAAAAAAAUAUUUUAAAACUCAUCAGAAUAAUUGUAACUGAUACCUAUGCAAAUUAAAUGGGUUUAUUUCUGGAAAUGUUCAAUUCAGGUAGCAGAGGUGUCCUGUGCAAAACUUGGGUCCUGCAUACAAACAAUGUCAAGGAAGUGCAGAAGUUGUUUUUCUUUCAGGCCAGAGCUGCAACUACCCUGUUUCACAACCAAAAGGCAUGCAGAGAGCAGAACUGGUCCUCAGCAGUGGCUGAACAGUCCCUCCUGCUGAGCCCUGACUCACAAGGAUGCACUCAAAGCCACUUCCACCUGCAACAGCUGCACCUUUGUUUUUUCCAAUGGAGAGACAAGAUUGUUUUUGCAAGGAAGGGACAGAAUAAAUCAGAGCUUAACAUGGACAUAAAGGGGACAGUUACCUUUGAAUUUCUGAACUAAAGGCCCUUUCCCCAUGGUGGGGAAGAGAACCAAAAUCCCAGACACGGCCUGGGCUGGUGCUGAUGAUGCUCAGCUGAUAUUUGACUGCCCUGUGCACAGAGCAGCUCAGUGGAACAGCUGGGCUCCAACUGCACAGAGAGAUGUGACUGUAAGAAUUGUACACACUGUGACUGUCUUUUUGUGUCCCACCCUCCAAAUGUUUGUCUCAGAUUUUGUGUAUUUUUCAAGACACAAUUUGAUUACAAAUAAAAACCUGAAAUUAAA
Molecule: messenger RNA, 2332 nt
Organism: Catharus ustulatus (Swainson's thrush)
Lineage: Eukaryota; Metazoa; Chordata; Aves; Passeriformes; Turdidae
Product: programmed cell death 1 ligand 1-like
Exons: 7
Coding region: 309-845 (178 amino acids)
Biological process (GO): negative regulation of T cell proliferation; T cell costimulation; positive regulation of T cell proliferation
Cellular component (GO): external side of plasma membrane
Source: RefSeq, a predicted model, not a curated record